CUCGACGGUUAAACCAAUAUAAAAGUCGGCGUCUGCGCUCUUCACCACCAGUCGUGUGUGGUCGUUCAGACGAAGCAAACCUUAUUCAAACGCAAAAUGAUCGCCAAAGCCGCAGUUGUCCUGUCCGUAGUCGCGUUGGCAGCGGCUGGCGUUGUCCAGCUGGGCCACUACGGCGGCGAGGAGUACGGCCACGAGGCGGUCGCGUACGCGGCGCCUGUAGCGCACUACGGCGGACACGAGGAACAUCACGUCGACUAUCAUGCCCAUCCCAAAUAUGACUAUUCCUACUCAGUAUCGGACCCCCACACUGGUGACCACAAGACCCAGCACGAGGCUCGCGACGGAGACGUCGUGAAGGGCGAGUACUCCCUGCUGCAGCCGGACGGAUCAUUCCGCAAGGUCACUUACACCGCUGAUGACCACAAUGGUUUCAACGCGGUAGUACACAACACGGCGCCCGCGCACCACGAGUACCACUAAGCGUCGGUGCUCCUAGCCAGUGCUCUCAAGUGAUAUGUGAUAUUAUACCUUUAAUACUUAAUUAGAUAGUCUUUAGUCGACGACCUUUAUUGUUAUAAGACUGCGGCGAAAAUAAACUAUUUGAAAA
Cydia amplana is the source of this 607-nucleotide messenger RNA. Its product is annotated as cuticle protein 19-like. NCBI's taxonomy places the organism in Eukaryota, Metazoa, Arthropoda, Insecta, Lepidoptera, Tortricidae. The transcript is spliced from 4 exons. The record is from RefSeq and is a predicted model, not a curated record. Bases 97 to 480 code for a protein of 127 amino acids. Gene Ontology annotation, cellular component: extracellular matrix.